Molecule: messenger RNA, 4836 nt
Organism: Engraulis encrasicolus (European anchovy)
Lineage: Eukaryota; Metazoa; Chordata; Actinopteri; Clupeiformes; Engraulidae
Product: zinc finger protein 658B-like
Exons: 1
Coding region: 32-1726 (564 amino acids)
Biological process (GO): regulation of transcription by RNA polymerase II
Molecular function (GO): DNA-binding transcription factor activity; RNA polymerase II cis-regulatory region sequence-specific DNA binding
Source: RefSeq, a predicted model, not a curated record
GUUAAUUUCAUAUUAAUAUUCAUGUCCAUUAAUGUCCAUUCUACUCCUCACAGGGCAUCAGCUACACUGCGGUUCCAGUGGAGAGGAGUUUCGUGGAAAAACACAUUCUGCUGCCCUGACUACAAAGGGGCCGUACGUCUGCAGGCAGUGUGGCAAGAGCGUUAAGACAAAACAGGAGCUCCAACGCCAUCAGCGUGUUCACACUGGGGAGAAACCAUUUUCAUGCACAGACUGUGGAAAGAGUUUCUCACAGUCUUCUAACCUCUACAGACAUCGUCGCUUUCACACUGGAGAGAGGCCGUUCCCUUGCAGUCAGUGUGACAAGAGCUUUAAGACAAAACAAAAACUCCAAAUCCACCUGCACAUUCACACAGGGGAGAAACCAUCGUCAUGCACCGACUCUGAAAAGAGUUUCUCAAGGUCUUCUGCACUUCACAUACAUCGUCACAUUCACACUGCAGAGAAGCCGUAUGCUUGCAGUCAGUGUAGCAAGAGCUUUAAGACAAAGCAGGAGCUCCACAGCCACCAGCGUGUUCACACAGGGGAGAAACCAUUUCCAUGCAAAGAUGGUGGAAAGAGUUUCUCACACUCUUCUGGCUUUCACAAGUAUCGCUGCAUUCACACUGGACAGAUGUCGUACGCUUGCAGUCAGUGUAACAAGAGCUUUAAGACAAAAUCAGAUCUCCAAAGGCACCAGAUUGUUCACACAGGGGAGAAACCGUUUUCAUGCACAGACUGUGGAAAGAGUUUCUCACAGUCUUCUCACCUCUACAGACAUCGUCGCUUUCACACUGGAGAGAGGCCGUUCCCUUGCAGUCAAUGUAGCAAGAGCUUUAAGACAAAGCAGGAGCUCCACAGCCACCCGUGUGUUCACACAGGGGAGAAACCAUUUCCAUGCAAAGAUGGUGGAAAGAGUUUCUCACACUCUUCUGGCUUUCACAAGUAUCGCUGCAUUCACACUGGACAUAUGUCGUACGCUUGCAGUCAGUGUAACAAGAGCUUUAAGACAAAAUCAGAUCUCCAAAGGCACCAGAUUGUUCACACAGGGGAGAAACCAUUUUCAUGCACAGACUGUGGAAAGAGUUUUUCACAGUCUUCUAACCUCUACAGACAUCGUCGCUUUCACACUGGAGAGAGGCCGUUCCCUUGCAGUCAGUGUGACAAGAGCUUUAAGACAAAACAAAACCUCCAAAUCCACCUGCACAUUCACACAGGGGAGAAACCAUUGUCAUGCACCGACUGUGAAAAGAGUUUCUCAAGGUCUUCUGCACUUCACAUACAUUGUCGCAUUCACACUGUAGAGAAGCCGUAUGCUUGCAGUCAGUGUGACAAGAAAUUUAAGACAAAACCAGAGCUCCAAAUCCACCAGUGUGUUCACACAGGGGAGAAACCAUUUUCAUGCACAGACUGUGGAAAGAGUUUCUCACAUUCUUCUACUCUCCACAUACAUCGCCGUAUUCACACUGGACAGAGGCCGUACGCUUGCAGUCAGUGUGGCAAGAGCUUUAAGACAAAAUAUGAGCUCCAAAUCCACCAACGUGUUCAUACAGGGGAGAAACCAUUUUCAUGCACAGGCUGUGGAAAGAGUUUCUCGCGGUCUUCUAACCUCCACACACAUCAUCGCAUUCACACUGGAGAGAGGCCGUAUGCUUGCAGUCAGUGUGACAAGAGUUUCAUAUGGUCUUCUCACCUUAAGAAACACUUGUUGUCACACUUGAGAAAGUAAAUCAUUGCACCAAUCAAGACUGCUCGCUGUUAGCCCCACCAUCAAACCCUGGUUAACCAGAGAUGUCAAGCAACUCCUCAAUAAGAAAAAGAAGCUUUUAAGGAGGGCAACUUGACAGAGCUGAGGAGUGGCAUCUAGAUGUAUAGGCCAGCGAUGUUGAAGAAUCUUUAAAAAGGUCCUGGUUCUGGUUCGUGAUCCGUAUCACCACCAGAGUUUAAUCACUUGUUCCUUGGGUCAUUAUCAACAACUCCACAGAGUUUCAGCCGAAUCCGUUCAUAACUUUUUGAGUUAUCCUGCUGACAAACAGACAGACAGACAGACAAACCAACCAGCCGGAAACAUUACCUAAAAAACCCAGAUGGGCAAUGCUAAAGAGGCAGGGGAUCAAAACAUCACUGAGUGUGGAAAGAAGAGAAGUCAAUAGUCUCUUUUCCAUUGGGUUCCGCGUUCCGGUGCGGGCUUUGUAAAUAUUCAUGAAACUUGACAGGGGGUCGAUGGUGCUGUUUCGCACGCAUUUCCAUACAUCAGGGACUAGAACUGGGCCGUAUGAUCAGCUGCUGCAACUAGCCGCGACAACACCGUGUUUUCACGCCAUGGUGAAUCUAAGCCCUAAUCUAAACAAUAGGACCUAUAGGACUAAAUAUAACCAGCGAUCUCCUUCUCUUAGACCCAUAGACAUGUGUUUGGGCUUGUUCGAAAGCUGCGAAUCUUAGCUUUUCAUAGGUUUUUACGGAACGUUUUUAUGUUCUUUCAAUCCAAAGUUAUAUAACUUUAAGCGGCCGCUGUUUCAAGCGAAAAAAUAGCGCUUUCCAACCAUUUUUUUGGUCUCGUCAUUUUUUCCCAAACAGCCAGCGAUCACCUUAACCUAGACCUACAGACAUGUGUUAGGGUUUGUUCAAAAGCUGAGAUUCUUAGCUUUUUACAGGUUUUUACGGCACGUGUUUAUGUUCUUUAAAUCCAAAGUUAUUUAACUUUAAGCGGUCGCCACUUCAAGUAGCCUAAACAAUGGCGUUGUUCUCCAGCCGGAUAGAGAGGAAAUCUUUUUUGUCAUGGCUGUGUUCUUUGUUCCUUCCAAUAAACCACAGUUGUCUUUUUCAUUCGAAAUUUUCAUUUUUACAUUUAAUUUAAUAACAGCAAAUUCUCCAUCCCUCUGCAGGUUCGUAUAUGAAGAUAUGUCCAAUGAAAAGGGCUACUUUAGUGUGCCCUAUUUUGCAUGGUGGUAAAAAAAACCGACUUCUCACAAGGAGGAGGUGUGGAGCUUUGGAAAUAGCAUGAUUUUAAAAUAAUAGCCUAAUAGGCUAAUAAUAUAACUCCUUGACCAAGGACUGGAGUUAGGCUACUUUAAAGAACAUUGCUUGAGCAAAUGUUCUCUGUCAAAACUGCCCACAGAAAAGCGAUGUUGAUUUUUAGAGUGCGUGGGUGGGGAUAGGUGUUUGCACAUGCCGGUAAAUCCUAACACAGGCAACAUAGCCUAGUGGAACUAAGCUCCGCACGCCUCGAACCACGUCUUUCGCGAUUCUAUAAUCGCCCCUGUUUGAGCCCUGUUUGAGCUGAUGAUGGGUGUGUAUGGGUGGAGUAAAUGCAAAAAGAAACGAAACCACGCCCCAGCACUGCGCAGCCCCGUUCUAACACGGCUAGUCGAAAUGGGGCUAAUGGCCAAUGACCUAAACCAGUUCUACAACCGGUUUGGCAACCCUGCCACAGGGGGAGGCAUUUCACUUGUCACCUAUUAAGCCCACACACACACACACACACACAGACUCUUUGCCAUCAUAUGUGGUUGUUCAAAUAUGCCUGCACUUAUUAAUCAGACAUAUUCAAUUGUGUUGCAUACUAAUGUGAGCUGUUUCAUUAGCCUGGGCCCAUUCAUAACUGUGGCACAUCAAAUUUCAUGUUCAAGUCUUGUUACGUUAUACAUUAAUGUUGUAUGUGGGCCAACUGUAAUACUCAUUUGAAAUGAUCUGGUGGGCCGAAUGAAAUGACUUUGUGGGCCAAAUUUGGGGUGGGCUGGUGGUGAAGGUUACACAUGUCAAUUAUUCCAAGAGUGUGUAUGUACUGUAUGUGUGUGUAGGGACAUUCAAACGUAUCAGCAAUGCAGAUAUACACAGUAAUGGAACAGAGCUAUGCACAGCCAACUACAACAGCAAUGGAACAGAGCUAUGCACAGCCAACUACAACAGUAAUGGAACAGAGCUAUGCACAGCCAACUACAACAGUAAUGGGAAGUAGUGGUGGAACUGUACAUGCUUUAAGUAGAGAUGCAGCGGAUCCUGAUUUUUAGGAUCCUGCCAGAUACCGGAUCCACUGCUUAAAUCCUGGCGGAUUCAGAACCGGAUACCGCAUCCUACGAAAGGGUUGAAACACAUAGCCUACUUACAUAUGUGGGCCCUUUUUAUUACGUCGGCUCAAACAAUUUUUUAGACUCAUUGGCUUACUGACAAAGUGCCUUCAACGGCCGCUUCCAAAGGGCUUUCACUCCAUGCAGCAAUUGGGGUUGUGAAAGACUGACUGAAAAGCCUAAGCUACGUAAAAACUAGAGAUGCACCAGAUCCUGAUUUUUAGGAUCCUACCGGAUACCGGAUCCACUGCUUAAGAUCCUGCCGGACCCUGUGAAAAACCCUAUUAUCCUGCCAGAUCCUGAACAGGAUCUUGGAUCCAGUGCAUCUCUAGUUUUAACAACAAAUGUAUUUUAAAGAAUAAAUGAAGACUUUUAACAAUAAAAAAGAACAAACAAUGGAAUUUUAAGCAACAUUGGUAUUUAUUCACAUAUUCCUCUUUCUGUAUUGUCUCUGGUGGUAGACGUUUAUAUUGCUAUUGGCUCUAAAAAAAGAGCGGUUUGUAGGCUAAGCUGAUGUGUUUAUGUAUGGGCAUCAUAACAGCAUUAGAAUAACAAUAUAACAGCACAGCAUGAUAAAGUCAUGGUAGGCCACAGUACAUCUCAUAAAGAGGUUUAUAUUGUGCUUGCUUUCCAAGCGUGAGCCUUUUCUAUGCUAUGCCUUAUUGCAUUAGAAGCAUCAUAACAGCAUGCACAUACAGAUACAGACAUGAUAUCAGGCAUCACAGGGUUUUAUUGUUGUCAAUUUCUUUGAAUAAAUGACCAAGACAAGAAA